ACUAUCGGCUAAUUCACUCUAUCUAUAAAGUAAAACGGAGUGUCUGCUUAUAAAUUUUCUUUUAUUUUUCCUCUCCUGAAAUCCCAGAGCUUUUUCUCAGCUCUCUCUCUCUCUCUCUCAUCUUUUACAUGGCAUCUCAAGCCAGCCUCCUCCUUCAAAAACAGCUCAAAGAUCUUUGUAAGAAUCCGGUUGAUGGGUUCUCGGCUGGAUUGGUCGAUGAGAACAAUAUCUUUGAAUGGAGUGUAACAAUUAUUGGACCUCCUGAUACUCUUUAUGAAGGGGGAUUUUUCAAUGCUAUCAUGAGUUUUCCACCAAAUUAUCCAAACAGCCCUCCAACAGUCAAAUUUACAUCAGAGAUUUGGCAUCCUAAUGUUUAUCCUGAUGGGCGUGUUUGCAUAUCAAUUCUUCAUCCUCCGGGUGAUGAUCCAAAUGGCUAUGAGCUUGCAAGUGAGCGCUGGAUGCCAGUCCAUACAGUUGAAAGUAUUGUUUUGAGUAUCAUAUCAAUGCUUUCCAGCCCUAACGAUGAAUCCCCUGCGAAUGUUGAAGCUGCAAAAGAAUGGAGAGAGACAAGAGAUGAAUUCAAGAGGAAGGUUAGCCGCUGCGUGAGACGGUCCCAAGAAAUGUUAUGAUCCAUUGCCGCUGCUUCUUCUCAACAAUAUUUGAGUACCCAGGGAAUGCCUUCAAUUGAUUGAUUGUGUGGGGAGCUUUGGUCGAUAACACUGCAAGUGUCCUUGUAGAAUGCCAUAUGAAAAUCUCAACACUCUACUUAAAAACUCUCCCUUUUUUUGUUUUGGUUUUGACUGGAGUAAUGUAAUUACUCUGAAAACAGUUUCCCGGUAUUCAAAAGCGUUUUUUGGUAAGUGUUUGUUGGCAAACGUUCUUGUUGAGUCCCGCUUUUUUAUCAUGAAAUGGUCAUUUGUCAGGUGCCUCUUCCUUGGGUGGACAAUUUGUCUGGUCUUUGAUGAUUUCAUUGAUCUUAUUACUACCUUUUUAGAUCAAUAAACUCCACCAUUGUAUUUUAAUUUAUCUCUUCAAGCUUGAGUUGGAUGUGUACUUCCAACCGUUGUUCUUAGAUGGGUGCGAAUUAGACUUGGGUCAAGUUGGUUUUAGAACAUCUCUGAUCAAACGGUUUCAGGUUUGCGUUGUUUCCGAUUUCUGUCAUUUUGAGUUCGGAAUUGAGGCUUCAGAUUCCUGUCAUGUGGGUUAGGUCAUUUUUUUAUUGUUGUUGGUUUUUUGGUCUUGGUGGCUGAUGUUGAGAUGGACUCAAAUUUUGAGGUCUGGGUUUGAGUUUGACGGUGUAAAUCACGCUUGAUAGAGGUGUUCAAGAAGAGAGCUUGUCAAAGUCUCCUUCAUCUGUACCAACCUUGACUGUACAUUGAUUGUUUGAUUGGCCCUUUCUCUUUUUUGGGCCAACAGAAUUAAUGGCUUUCAAAUUUUAAAAA
Molecule: messenger RNA, 1442 nt
Organism: Gossypium arboreum
Lineage: Eukaryota; Viridiplantae; Streptophyta; Magnoliopsida; Malvales; Malvaceae
Product: ubiquitin-conjugating enzyme E2 7
Exons: 6
Coding region: 129-629 (166 amino acids)
Biological process (GO): protein polyubiquitination; ubiquitin-dependent protein catabolic process
Molecular function (GO): ubiquitin conjugating enzyme activity
Source: RefSeq, a predicted model, not a curated record